This is a messenger RNA of Dufourea novaeangliae, 1023 nucleotides long. RefSeq names its product GS homeobox 1-like. Gene Ontology annotation, molecular function: RNA polymerase II cis-regulatory region sequence-specific DNA binding; DNA-binding transcription factor activity, RNA polymerase II-specific. NCBI's taxonomy places the organism in Eukaryota, Metazoa, Arthropoda, Insecta, Hymenoptera, Halictidae. The coding region runs from base 1 to 1023 and encodes 340 amino acids. The transcript is spliced from 2 exons. Gene Ontology annotation, cellular component: nucleus. The record is from RefSeq and is a predicted model, not a curated record. Gene Ontology annotation, biological process: regulation of transcription by RNA polymerase II.
AUGUCGCGAAGUUUCCUGGUGGACUCGCUGAUCGGCAACAAUUCGCCACCUUCUUACCCGUUGCCUUAUUAUGGGAACCAGUUGCCCAGUUAUAUGUUCAAUUUCUUCAAUCUGGGACUGGGUUAUCAACCGAUCAGACCGGUACCAAGGCCGCCCGCCUUGCCUGUCCCGGUUCCAAUCAGCCCGCCAGCAUUGGGGAGCUUGCCUGUUGUCGGACAGAGCCCUCCGUCGCCUCUGAACACUUCGACGAGCAGAUUGUCAGAUGUUUCAGCCCCGAGCGAGUCACCGUCGCGCAACAGCACCCCAACACCGCCACCAAAGUCCCCAAACUCUAUGAACAACAGCUCGAAGAGGAUUCGAACCGCGUUCACGAGCACCCAGCUGUUGGAGCUGGAACGCGAGUUCAGCUCGAACAUGUAUCUAUCCCGACUCAGGCGGAUCGAGAUCGCCACGAAUCUGCGGUUGUCCGAGAAACAAGUGAAGAUCUGGUUCCAGAACCGUAGGGUGAAGUACAAGAAAGAGGAUCUGCCCGCGGGUCAGAGCCAGAAGUGUUGCUGUCUGAGGACCUGUGGGAAGAAGAAGGACGGCUGCGAGGAUUCGUCGAACCGGAAGUGCGAACAGGAGGAUGAGAGAUCACCGAAGAACGAGAAGACAGAGACUGCUGAUAAGAUCGCGGAGGUUACCUGUCACGAAGAAUCCUCGAACCCCAUUGCGGAUCGGUUCGAGCAAUCGAUCCCGUUGCACGUAGAGAAUUCGCGAUUCCAUCAAAAUAUCGAGGAGAAAUUAAAUCUUCCGAGGGUCAGUCCGGUUUUGGAGCGUCCCGGCUACGAGAUAGAGGCGUACAAUUUGUCCAGAGGCUUGAAGAGAACGAUCGGCGAGCAGCGGGACGAGCCGGACGAUAAAAGGAGACGGAUCGACGGGUCGGUCGUUUAUCAGAACCCAAUCCCGGACGCUAUCUCUGGUAACGUGUUCAGAAACGUGGGAUGCAUCAAGCACACCGUGGAUAGAAUCGUGAAUUCGUAG